Messenger RNA from Aspergillus heteromorphus CBS 117.55, 588 nucleotides. RefSeq names its product dynactin subunit 5. The record is from RefSeq and is a predicted model, not a curated record. NCBI's taxonomy places the organism in Eukaryota, Fungi, Ascomycota, Eurotiomycetes, Eurotiales, Aspergillaceae. The transcript is spliced from 3 exons. Bases 1 to 588 code for a protein of 195 amino acids.
AUGCCCCCCAAAGCCCCCAAGGGCGAAUACAUCGAAACCGACACAGGCAACAAAAUCUCCCGCCGGUCCCAAAUCCACGGAACCCAACACAUCAUCCUGGGCGGAAAAACAGUAAUCCAAUCGGACGCCGUCAUUCGGGGCGACCUCUACCGCUCCCCCACCAGCACCAGCACCAGCACCACCUCCUCCUCCUCCACCAGUACCACCAACCCCAGCGCCAACCCCACGCACCCACAACCCGCCCCCUCCGUGGCCAUCACCAUCGGCCGCUACAGCUACAUAUCCCGGCAAGCGAUCCUGCGUCCGCCCUCGCGCCUCCAUCGCGGGGUCUACUCGUUCUACCCGCUCAAGAUCGGCGACCACGUGUUUGUGGGCGAGCGCGCGGUGGUCGAGGCCGCGACGGUGGGCAACCACGUGCAUAUCGGCAAGGAGGCGGUGAUUGGGAGUAUGGCCAUCCUGAAGGAUUUCGCGUACGUGCUGGAUGGCGCGGUGGUGGCGCCGGGGAUGGUCGUGCCGAGUUGGUGUGUGGUGGGGGGCGCCCCGGCGAGGAUUGUCGGCGAGGUGGGGGAGGGGGUUGUUGGGAGGUAA